AUGAAUGCUGGGACCACAGUCCAUGCAGGGACCUACAGAUGUUUUGUAUCUUACGCCUACAACCUGGCUCUCUGGUCAAGGCAGAGCGACCCCCUGGAGAUUGUGGUCACAGGAUCUCUGCUCUCUGUCAGCAGAAGCAACACCAUGUCACCCACAUUCAUCAGCUUGCUGUGUCUUGGGUUCUUCAUGGUCCAGAUCAUCUGCAUACAAGCGGGAGAUUAUGACAAGCUCUUUCUGUCUGCUUGGCCAAGCCCUGUGGUUCCUCAAGGAGGACAAGUCACUCUUUGGUGUGACUCUCUUCUUGGGUAUGACAUAUUCAAACUGUACAAGGAAGAUGGGGCCCAUGUCCCUGAGCUUCAGGACGGAAUGUUCAAAAACAAUUUUACCAUGAACUCUGUGACCACAGCACAUGCGGGGACCUACAGAUGUUUCAGGCCUUAUUUUCACUCCCCAAAGAGAUCAGCAACCAGCAACCCCCUGAAGAUCAUGGUCACAGGAGUCCACAGAAAACCUUCCCUCUUGAUCCAACCUGGUCCUGUGGUGAAAUCAGGAGAAAAUCUUACCCUGAUAUGUUGCUCAGAGUUCAUGUUUGACAGCUUCGCUCUGAUUCUACAAAGAAGUGUUGGGGUAACCGAGGACCCUUUAGUCAUUGCUGGAGAGCCCCAUGAUGGGGGCUCCCGGGCCCACUUCUUCCUGGCUCCUGUAACAUCUACCCAUGCAGGGACCUACAGAUGCUACGGUUUUCUCAGUCACUCCCCCUAUGAGUGGUCAGCUCCUAGUGACUUCCUGGACAUCGUGAUCACAGAUCUAUACAAGAAGCCUUCUCUCUCAGCCCAGCCAUGGCCUGUGGUGAGGUAAGGAGAGAACAGGACAUUGUUCUGCAGCUCUCAGAGCUCAUUUGACUUCUACCAUCUAUAUCGGGAGGGGAAGGCCCUUGAACGCCGGCUCCCCGCAGUGCAGAGCCACAAUGGCACAUCCCAGGCCACCUUCCCUCUGGGCCCUGCCACCCCAGCCCAUAGUGGGACCUACCGAUGCUAUGCCUCUUUCAGUGGCUCUCCCUACACGUGGUCAGCCCCAAGUGACCCACUGCACCUUUCUGUCACAGUGGUUCUGGAUGAGAAGAGAGAGGAGGAGGAAGAUGAGCAGGAUGAAGGCCACAGAGAACCUGAUCGGAGCGUUCUGGUACUUUUCUUGACCUUGGGAACCAGAGUUGUCAUGACUGAGCCAAAGAUGCCUUUUGACUGA
This is a messenger RNA of Cynocephalus volans (Philippine flying lemur), 1245 nucleotides long. RefSeq names its product putative killer cell immunoglobulin-like receptor like protein KIR3DP1. Lineage: Eukaryota; Metazoa; Chordata; Mammalia; Dermoptera; Cynocephalidae. The transcript is spliced from 7 exons. The record is from RefSeq and is a predicted model, not a curated record.